Alexandromys fortis (reed vole) is the source of this 2284-nucleotide messenger RNA. RefSeq names its product bile acid-CoA:amino acid N-acyltransferase. Gene Ontology annotation, cellular component: peroxisome. The record is from RefSeq and is a predicted model, not a curated record. The transcript is spliced from 4 exons. Gene Ontology annotation, biological process: fatty acid metabolic process; acyl-CoA metabolic process. Bases 225 to 1484 code for a protein of 419 amino acids. NCBI's taxonomy places the organism in Eukaryota, Metazoa, Chordata, Mammalia, Rodentia, Cricetidae. Gene Ontology annotation, molecular function: fatty acyl-CoA hydrolase activity.
GGCCAGGUUGAGGAGUGAGCUAUAAAGACACAUUCCCCAGCUCUGACUGGAUGGGCUGCAUUAGUUAAACUCCUAAGUUGUUGGAGCUUUGGAUUGAGAGCCGGCGGGAAGGCCUGUGCAUCUGUGCUGACCCUGAACGCCUCUCCCUUUCAGCUCAUUGCUGCUCCACCACUGUUUUUGGUGAAGAUACUCCUGAAGAAUUGUUCGAGGUUGUCACUGCAAAAAUGGCCAAGUUGAUGGCCGCUCCUCUUAGCGCACUUGUUGAUGAGCCUGUGCACAUCCAAGUCACAGGCCUGGCACCUUUUCAGGUGGUGUGCCUCCAGGCAUCCCUGAAAGACGAGAAGGAGAAUAUGUUUGUUUCAAAGGCCUACUACAAGGCCAGUGAAACGGGGCAGGUGGACCUGGAGCGUGAUCCCUCACUUGGAGGAGACUAUAUGGGUGUCCACCCCAUGGGUCUGUUUUGGUCCCUGAAACCAGAAAAGCUGUUGAGUCGCCUGGCGAAAAAAGAUGUGAAUAUCCCCUACCAGGUCCACAUAGAACUUUCCGAGCCACACUUUCCAAUAAAAGGUAUUGUUGUCAGUCCGCCGAUGGAUAGCCUGACUUUGGAAAGAUGGUACGUGGCACCUGGUGUCACAAGGAUCCCGGUGAAGGAAGGCCGCCUCCGGGGAGCCCUCUUUCUGCCCCCAGGCGAAGGCCCUUUCCCAGGGAUUAUUGACUUGUUUGGGAGCACUGGUGGACUGAUCGAAUUCCGGGCCAGUCUUCUGGCCAGUCACGGCUUUGCGGCCUUGGCUCUGGCUUACUGGGGCUAUGAUGACCUGCCCUCUUACCUGGAUAAGGUAGAUCUAGAGUAUUUUGAAGAAGGUGCAGAGUUUCUCCUGAGACAUCCUAAGGUCUUGGGCCCAGGUGUUGGCGUCGUCUCUGUAUGCAGAGGAGCAGAAAUUGGACUCUCGAUGGCUAUUAACCUAAAACAAAUAAAAGCCACUGUACUUAUCAAUGGGCCCAACUUUGUUACUAGUGAUCCACAUGUAUAUCACGGUCAGGUCAACCAUCCCGUACCAUGCAAUAUAGAAUAUGUCAUCACCAAUGCCUUCGGAUUCGCAGAGUUUUAUCGAGCCUAUGAGGAAACUGCAGAUAAGGAUAGCAAAUAUUGUUUUCCCAUUGAAAAGGCGCAGGGACAUUUCCUUUUUGUGGUGGGAGAAGACGAUAAAAACCUCAACAGCAAAGUCCAUGCCCAUCAAGCCACAGCCCAGCUGAUAAGGAGUGGGAAGAAGAACUGGACCCUGCUGUCCUACCCGGGGGCGGGUCACCUGAUUGAGCCUCCCUACGCCCCCUUGUGCUCUGCCUCAAGGAUCCCCUAUGUGAUUCCAAGCAUCUACUGGGGGGGAGAGGCUGUCCAACACGCGGCCGCACAGGAGCAUUCUUGGAAGGAGAUACAGAAAUUUCUCAGGGAACAUCUCCUCCCAGAUGUGAGCAGCCAGCUCUGAGUGGACUCGAUGGGAUUCCUGGGAAGUAGAGCUGUUUAUCUCCUGACCAGCACUUCUCGGUUUCCCUAGGAUCUCUCCCUAGAUGACAAAGGAAGGUAUCACAAGAAAAUGCAGGAGGGCUGAGAGUGAUAUUAUCUUGACUUUGGACGGGAAAAAAAUAUUUCCCAUGUAAUGAAAUGCCAUGAAGUGAGAGUCCUACAUCUGUAUAAAUGAAGUCUUAGACCCAACUCUCCUAAAGUUUUCAUCACGAUAGCAAUUUUCUGUAAUAAUAAUUAGCAAGGAUAAGCCGCAGAAUACUAUGCUUUACAAAAAGAACCAUUAAAAGAAUUAUUGUUAUUCAGUAAUUUCUUAAAACUCACACUAUAGAUACUUAGAUCAUCCUUAUUGAUACUGGAAAUCAAGAGACAGGUGUUUUAAUGCAUUGUGAACGAUUGACUGUAUACAGGCGCAAUGAAUCGAUUUACAAACAAUUUUAACGAAUAUUAAUGCAUCACUGUUACCUCCAAACCUUUGCAACGUUUCCGCACCCCCUGUAACAAGAAGGGAGCAAUCUGAGAUCUACUUCUAUGCCGAUAAGAGAAGCAAGCGUGAUGAGGACUUCAGCCUCUAGAGUACGGGGUCAACAUCUUUGUUUUGUUUCUGUAAAGGACUAUGCUGUGAAUAAUCUCAACUUUUUCAUCUAUGUCUUCUGUCUGUCAGUAUGUGCAUUCUCCUGUGAUAAUAAGGAACAUGUGUAAUGAAGAUGAUGUCUGAAUGCCAAUUAAACUUUUAAUCCUGCACAUUAAAAUUUACGUUUAAUA